Molecule: messenger RNA, 2333 nt
Organism: Zophobas morio
Lineage: Eukaryota; Metazoa; Arthropoda; Insecta; Coleoptera; Tenebrionidae
Product: probable ATP-dependent RNA helicase DDX43
Exons: 5
Coding region: 267-2231 (654 amino acids)
Molecular function (GO): ATP binding; RNA binding; RNA helicase activity
Source: RefSeq, a predicted model, not a curated record
CAAAUUUUGGCAACCGUGUUAUUAUUAACCUGUUCGUGUUCCAAGUUACUAGACUCGACAAAAGUCACCGGUUUGAUUGACUUUUUGUUUUGCGGGUUCUUUAAACAAAAUACAUCAAAACCUCUAUUUUAAUCCGUGCAUUCUACUUAUCACGUUUGAUUUUCUGUUGCGUACCGCCAUACCGGGUAUAUUUCCCAAAAAUUAGCGAUAAUUCGUUAAAGCAGUGUCGUGUAGCGUUUCUUUUGUAAGAAAAAAACCGCAUCAGAAUGUCUGACGAUUGGAACGAUAACGCUAGAUUUGUUAUUCCACAAGUCCAAACACAAGUUUUCACCAACAGCAACGACUAUGGACGUUCGAAUUGGCGCGACAGACCCCAACGUAAGUACCAAGACAAGAGUAAUCCAAGAGAAGACAGAAGAAAUGGUUACAGAGGUGGCGGUAAUCGGUUUGAUGGUAACCGUUUUGAUGGUAACCGGGCCCCCAGAAGGCCCAACGACGACGCCACCAUCAUUAAAGUACCCUCAAAAUUUGUCGGUCGAAUCAUUGGCAGGGGAGGAUCAAAAAUUAGCGAUCUUCAGUUUGAGUCAGGGGCCAGAAUUAACGUAACUAAAGACGUGGAAGGCGACGAGACGCUUAUCAGACUCAUUGGAGACGAUGAAGCCGUUUCUAAGGCCGAAAGUUUAAUACGAGAGUUGACCAUUGAAAGAGAUAACUUUGAGAAUCGAAGUGUACCUCUAGAGCAAAAGCCCCCUUUAGAAGAACCUACGUUUGUGGAACCCCCAAAACAAAUUAAUUGGAGAGCUGUCUUCGAGGAGUCCGAUGCGCAUGAAGCGGCUCAGUGGGCGUCUUUACCCCCAAUUAAAAAGGAGUUCUACAAUGAACAUCCCGAAGUGACAGCUAUGUCAGAUGAACAAGUGGCAACAUUCCGCGAGGAAAAUAACAACAUCGUUGUCGAAAGGACUUUCAAGUCGGCCACAAGCAAGCCAGUGCCAAAACCGGUGGUAACGUUCGAUCAAGCGUUUUAUCAGUACCCCGAGAUAUUGAAAGAAAUAGAAAAGGCAGGGUUUACUACACCUUCGCCAAUUCAGAGUCAAGCUUGGCCGGUUUUAUUGAGUGGUGAAGAUCUUAUUGGCAUUGCACAGACUGGCACUGGCAAAACAUUGGCAUUUCUGUUACCAGCUUUGGUACAUAUCGAUGGACAGUGUAUUACGAAGGUUGAGCGUAGAGGACCUGCUGUAUUGGUGAUGGCACCAACGAGGGAAUUGGCGUUACAGAUUGACAAGGAAGUGAAGAAAUACGAAUAUAAGGGAAUUACAGCGGUUUGCGUUUAUGGCGGUGGAAAUCGCAGAGAACAAAUCAAAGUAGUCACCGACGGUGUCGACAUCGUAAUUGCUACCCCCGGUCGAUUAAACGACCUCGUUGAAGCAGGUCACUUAAACGUCAAGUAUGUGACAUACGUGGUUUUGGAUGAGGCAGACCGCAUGCUGGAUAUGGGUUUUGAACCACAGAUACGCAAAGUGAUGUACAGUAUACGCCCCACCAGACAGACUGUGAUGACGAGUGCCACUUGGCCAAUGGGUGUGCGCCGCUUGGCACAGUCUUACAUGGUGGAUCCUAUUCAGGUCUAUGUCGGCACGCUAGAUUUAGCUGCUACUCACACAGUCACGCAGAUCAUUGAAAUAAUGCCCGACGAUGACGAGGCAAAAUUCUCUGCGUUCAUGGAAUUCGCUCACAAUUUGGAUCCGACAGAGAAGGUUAUAGUAUUCUGUGGCAAAAAAUCUCGUGCGGAUGAAUUAUCGUCAGAAUUGGUUCUGCAAGGAAUUCAGUGUCAAACAAUUCAUGGUGAUCGCGAACAGAGUGAUCGAGAGCAGGCUCUAAUUGAUAUAGCAGAUGGGACAGUACAAAUACUUAUAGCUACAGAUGUCGCUUCUCGUGGGUUGGAUAUAGACGAUAUUACAUACGUCAUUAACUACGACUUCCCGCGAAACAUUGAAGAAUACGUGCAUCGAGUCGGUCGAACCGGUAGGGCAGGAAAAUCUGGAAAGUCCAUAAGUUACGUAACCAGAGGCGAUUGGGCCCAAGCUAAAGAUCUGAUCGCUAUUUUGGAGGAAGCACAACAGUAUGUUCCCGAAGAAGUAUACAAGAUGGCCGAACGCUACACCGUGUGGAAAGAGAAGAAGGAUUCUUCGCGGCCAGCUGUCCGUGGAAGAGGUGGGGGAAGGAGAUGGUAGAUCAUUCCAUUUAACAAAGAAUCUCAGUAUUCCAGUAUUUUUGAUGACAUUAGCUGAUUAGAUUUUUUUUUAUUUGACACAUUAAAGUUUUCAUUAUGUCAA